UAAUCCAGAGAUGUCGAAGGGGUGGGGGGGAAUAGAGAGAGAGAUUCUUCCCUAAUAGAUGGGCGCACGAUUCAGAAGAGGGGUUUUAUCUGUUGAGUAUAAAGGGACCUACGCAUCCCGACUUGAUGUUCUAAUUAGCGCCGCCGCGGCUGUUGUCGGCUGCAUCUGGCGGCUCCACGCCACAUUGCCUAACAUGUCGGGCGCACUCAACCCGUCAAACGGUGUCAAUCGCUUUCACGCUAGCUCGGCCACGGCGGCGCCGCCUCCUAACGCCGCCGCAACUCCUUUUGCCACACCUGAGUGUGGAUCGAGUGCGGCAGCCUUUCUAGAACUCACCAACUCUGCCGCGGCUGCUGCCGUUGCCGCCGACUUUGCCUACGAUUUCGGACUUGCUGGAUUUCGACAUCAUCACCAGCCACCACCCGCACACACCACCGCUACAGGAGGUUUCACUUAUUUCGAUACAGCCGCUGCAGCUGCUGCGGCCGCCGAAAGUUACGCUUCACUCGCCUGGGAAGCACAGAGUGCAGCGGCCCUUGCAGCCACCUACCAGGGUCACCACCACCAUCACCAGGCGGGGUUCGCGUCCUGCGAAUUCGGACCGUUCUCCUUGAGUGCCACCAAUCCAGGUUGUGCAGGUGGACGCCUCACAGGAAUGGGUGUCCAGCGACUCGGUCCUCCCUCCCGCGCUGUCUCCAACGGGGCAUCCAUUAAGUCCAAGACAAGGAGACGAGUGGCGACCAUCGCACAGCGUCGAGCAGCCAACAUCAGGGAGCGUCGGCGGAUGUUCAACCUCAACUCGGCCUUCGACAAGCUUCGAAAGAAGGUUCCGACCUUCGCUUAUGAGAAGCGGUUGUCCCGGAUCGAGACCUUGAGGCUGGCCAUCAUGUACAUCGCUUUCAUGACGGAGGUCAUCCGAGGGAAUAAAGAUCCAGAUGGUCACCAUCACGAUAUCCCACUGGUAGCGGCAGGACCGUACACCCCUGGACUCUCAGAAAAUCAUUUGUGGACACCACCCCAUGGUGCGUCUUCUCUGAACGAUGCUCAUGCUCAGAGAACGGACAGACUAUCUCACAUAUGUUCUCGACAAAUUUAAGUGCAAUAAAAUG
This is a messenger RNA of Parasteatoda tepidariorum (common house spider), 1109 nucleotides long. RefSeq lists its product as uncharacterized. Gene Ontology annotation, biological process: developmental process; regulation of transcription by RNA polymerase II. NCBI's taxonomy places the organism in Eukaryota, Metazoa, Arthropoda, Arachnida, Araneae, Theridiidae. The record is from RefSeq and is a predicted model, not a curated record. Gene Ontology annotation, molecular function: RNA polymerase II transcription regulatory region sequence-specific DNA binding; protein dimerization activity; DNA-binding transcription factor activity, RNA polymerase II-specific.